This is a messenger RNA of Notechis scutatus (mainland tiger snake), 541 nucleotides long. RefSeq names its product dynein regulatory complex subunit 8 (gene DRC8). Lineage: Eukaryota; Metazoa; Chordata; Lepidosauria; Squamata; Elapidae. Gene Ontology annotation, cellular component: sperm principal piece. Gene Ontology annotation, molecular function: calcium ion binding. The record is from RefSeq and is a predicted model, not a curated record.
AUGGCGACGGAGGAGCGUGAAGUAACCGCUGCGGAAUCUGCAAUAACAGAAAUAGAAAAGAAGAUCACAGAAGCCUUUGAAGUUUUUGACCAUGAGUGUAAUAAAACUGUGGAUGUCAGAGAGAUUGGCACUAUCAUUAGGUCAUUAGGCUGUUGUCCCAAUGAGGCGGAUCUCCAUGAUAUGCUUGCAGAGGUAGAAGAAGAAGAACCAACUGGGUUUAUUCGUUUGGAAAAAUUUCUUCCUAUGAUGACUAGAGUGUUAAUGGAAAGAAGAUACCGACCUAUUCCAGAAGAUGUUCUUUUACGUGCUUUUGAGGUUUUGGAUCAGAAUAAAUCUGGACAUCUUACUAAAGAUGAUUUGGUAAAAUAUAUGACGGAAGAAGGUGAGCCUUUUACACAGGAAGAAAUGGAAGAAAUGCUUUCAGCAGCAGUAGAUCCAGAAACAAAUACUGUUCGCUACAAGGACUAUAUUUCAAUGAUGGUUGUGGACGAAAACUAAGGAUGUUGUUUAAUUUGUGAGUCUGAGCUUUCUGUUUUUACAU